AUGAGUUCGGCGCCUAAUUUGAAGCCUGGCCGCUUCAGAGCCGCGCACGCUAGUUUUCGGCUUCGGAUGCUACAAGAACAACACGCUCCCAUCGCGGAACCGGUAGGUUCGAAACGUCAUUUCAGUUCCAUACCUUUAUAUUUUAAUCACAACUUACAGUCAGCUUUGCACUGUAGUGCACAUUUCGUAUGUAAAGUGGCAACUUGCACAAUGUUGUAUAGUUAAUGUAAUCCUUGUAACGUCACGGUAUGUUGUGUGCAUGUAAUGGGCAAGGUUUUCCUCUUUUUGUGGCCAUAUAAUCCUCAGUCGCUAAUCCCGAAAUCUGUGGUCGAGAUUGGCUUUGGCCCUAUUACAAUUUGGGAAAGCGCUCCUCGGCACAUUGACCAUCGUUCUUGUCGUAUAUUGGCUCUCGGUAUGAAGGACAAGGACAAGAAGUUGCGCAAGUUCCAGUUCCACCAUGCCCCCAAGUCCGACCCGACCUCACCCGCCGCCGGCACCUCCAAGGAACCGCCACCAGCCCUGGACUUGAGCAAGGUGCUCAGUACGAGUAGGUACGUAAUUUGUUUUUGUGGCAAUUAUGGGGAAGACCUGCGAGAUCCACGAUCUGGGUGAAGACUUAACCCAAUAUAAAUAUAUGUUUUUUCACAUAAUUGCCAAGACAGGCAGGAUUAGAUACUUGUAAACGGAAGUCUUUGUGCCAAACCGUAUUGUACAUGUUGUAUUUAAGCAAGAAGAAGAAAGGGACCCCUCCGCACACUCCUACUAAGCUCGGCUUCGACUCCGACUCCAUCUUCAAGCCGCGCGUCAACCGAACUGCAAGUACCGGCAGCUACAAGCAGAAAAAGUACAGUACGCCGCUUAUGGAGGACACCAACCUCCAUAGUCCAGUCAAUGCGGGCGCUGGCACUCCGGUGGCACCAUGCGCUAGUCCAACGUCUGGUACUCCGGCUGGUCCACUUACUCCGAAAGCAUCAAGGGGAUCGUUGCGCGAAGCCGGCACUUCAUCGUCAGCAGCUCCAUUCGAGAAGCCCAAGAGCAAGUUCAAGAUGGCUCACGAGAGUUUCAGGAUACGAAUGUUCCAAGAACAAUAUGGCUUCGAACCUGUAAUUUGA
Messenger RNA from Bursaphelenchus okinawaensis, 1112 nucleotides. The record is from the annotation of a GenBank genome assembly. Lineage: Eukaryota; Metazoa; Nematoda; Chromadorea; Rhabditida; Aphelenchoididae.